AGGUGUCAGCAGACCUAGGCACUCGGCUCCCCCGGGGCCGGCGGCAACUGGCACACCAGCCGAGGGCCUCCCCGGGGAGCCCCGUCUCCCCACCAUGGCCCGAGAGGCAGUCCAGGCCUGUCCCAGGCCUGCUGCGCCCAAGGCCAGGAAGGGCUCCAUGUUCCUAGCUGCUUGUGUCUCCGUGGUCACAGCCCGGCGGCGUGCGCUGGCCCGCCAGGCAGCCCCCCGGAGCCAGAGCCCAUGGCUGCCCAGCCCUUCUCCCUCUGCUACGCAGAGCUCCACACAGGAGAUUGGCGAGGAACUGAUCAACGGGCUCAUCUACUCCAUCUCGCUGCGCAAGGUCCAGCUGCACCAGGGGGCCGGCAAGGGCCAGCGCUGGCUCGGGUGUGAGAACGAGUCGGCCCUGAACCUGUACGAGACGUGCAAGGUGCGCACGGUGAAGGCAGGCACGCUGGAAAAGCUGGUGGAGCACCUGGUGCCCGCCUUCCAGGGCAGCGACCUCUCCUACGUCACCGUCUUCCUGUGCACUUACAGGGCCUUCACCACCACCCAGCAGGUCCUGGACCUGCUGUUCAAGAGGUACGGUAGAUGUGACGCCCUCACGGCCUCCUCUAGAUACGGAUGUGUCCUCCCGUACUCCAGCGAGGACGGCGGCCCCCAGGACCAACUCAGGAAUGCCAUCUCCUCCAUCCUGGGCACCUGGCUGGACCAGUAUUCGGAGGACUUCUGCCAGCCCCCAGACUUUCCCUGCCUCAAGCAACUGGUGGCCUAUGUGCAACUCAACAUGCCCGGCUCAGACUUGGAACGCCGUGCCCACCUGCUCCUGGCCCAGCUGGAGGACCCGGAGCGCGGUGACUCUGAGCCCGAGGGAAGCUGUGGCAUCAUUGGCCCUUCUCCCCCCACAGCUCUGUCGCCAGCUCCAGUGCCCACCCUCAGACCCCCUCCAGAGCCAGCUCCGGUGCCCACACCCAGUCCCGAGCCAGCACCAGCUCCAGACCUGGAUGCAGACCCCGCCCCCGUUCUGGAACUCGAGCCAGCGCCCGAGCUAGCCGCCGAGCUGGAGGAGGUCCUUGCUCAGACCCUGGAGCUGGACGCGGCCUCAGUGCCGGCUCCGUCCCCGGAGCCUGCCUGGCCCUUGCCUGUGGCUGCCGAGGACGGGCUGGGCGAGGAAAGGCCUCACCUCCUGGUCUUCCCGCCCGAGCUGGUGGCCGAGCAGUUCACACUGAUGGACGCGGAGCUGUUCAAGAAGGUGGUACCAUACCACUGCCUGGGCUCCAUCUGGUCACAGCGGGAUAAGAAGGGCAAGGAGCACCUGGCGCCCACCAUCCGUGCCACCGUCGCCCAGUUCAACAGCGUGGCCAACUGCGUCAUCACCACGUGCCUCGGGGACCGGAGUAUGAAGGCGCUGGACAGAGCCCGGGUGGUGGAGCACUGGAUCGAGGUGGCCCGGGAGUGUCGGCUUCUCAAAAACUUCUCGUCUCUCUACGCCAUCCUCUCCGCUCUGCAGAGCAACUCCAUCCACCGGCUCAAGAAGACCUGGGAGGAGGUGUCUCGGGAGAGCUUCCGGGUCUUCCAGAAACUGUCAGAGAUCUUCUCGGAUGACAACAACUACUCCCUGAGCCGAGAGCUGCUCAUCAAGGAGGGCACCUCCAAGUUUGCCACCCUGGAGAUGAACCCCAAGAGAGCCCAGCGGCGGCAGAAGGAGAUGGGUGUCAUCCAGGGCACCGUCCCCUAUCUGGGCACGUUCCUCACUGACUUGGUGAUGCUGGACACGGCCAUGAAGGACUACCUGUAUGGGAGGCUCAUCAACUUCGAGAAGAGGAGAAAGGAGUUUGAAGUGAUUGCUCAGAUCAAGCUGCUGCAGUCGGCCUGCAACAACUACAGCCUGGCACCCGAGGAGCGCUUCCGGGCCUGGUUCCGGGCCACGGUGCGGCUCAGCGAGGCCGAGAGCUACAACCUGUCGUGCGAGCUGGAGCCGCCGUCCGAGUCCGCCAGCAACACCCUCAAGUCCAAGAAGAGCACGGCCAUCGUGAAGCGCUGGAGCGACCGCCAGGCCCCCAGCACGGAGCUCAGCGCCAGCGGCAGCUGUCACUCCAAGUCCUGCGACCAGCUCAGGUGUGGCCCCUACCUCAGCGGCGGGGACCUUGCCGACGCGCUCAGCGUCCACUCGGCGGGCUCGUCCAGCUCCGACGUGGAGGAGAUUAACCUGAGCUUCGUCCCCGAGUCCCCGGACGCCCAGGACAAGAAGUUCUGGGAGUCCGCCUCGCAGUCGUCCCCGGAGACGUCGGGCAUUAGCUCGGCCUCCAGCAGCACGUCCUCGUCGUCGGCCUCCACCACGCCGGUGGCCGCCGCACGGACCCACAAGCGCUCUGUGUCGGGCGCCUGCAGCUACGGUGCCUCGCUGCCGCUCUACAACCAGCAGGUGGGCGACUGCUGCAUCAUCCGCGUCAGCCUGGACGUGGACAACGGCAACAUGUACAAGAGCAUCCUGGUGACCAGCCAAGACAAGGCCCCGACGGUCAUCCGCAAGGCCAUGGACAAGCACAACCUAGACCAGCAUGAGCCGGAGGACUACGAGCUGGUGCAGGUCAUCUCGGACGAGCGCGAGCUGAAGAUCCCCGAGAACGCCAACGUGUUCUACGCCAUGAACUCUACGGCCAACUACGACUUCGUCCUGCGGAAGCGGACCUUCCCCAAGGGCACCAAGGUCAAGCACGGGGCCAGCUCCACACUCCCCCGCAUGAAGCAGAAAGGACUCAAGAUUGCCAAAGGCAUCUUCUAAGGACGUCCGCCCUGGGCCCGGCGGCCGAGCACGGACAGACCAGAGCGGCCCAGGCCCAGCAGGUGCCUUCUGCCUACCCGGCGACCCACCUGGACCCUCUCCCACGGCCGGGAUUGAUGCCUGCUGCCAGGCGGGCUGACCUGGCCUCUGCCGAGGACUACUCACUGCCUUAGGUGCCUUCCGCUCUCGGGAAGCAGAGGACCCCUCCGAGGCACUGCCCGCCGUGCCCUCCACCCCGACACCUUUCCAGGUGCAGGGGCACUGCCCACUUGCACCCACGGGCACUGGCCUGCCCCCUCAUCCCACCACUCUGGCCUUCCUCAGGCUGCACCAAAGAUGCCACCGUCAUGGCCAAGUGAGAGAGAGGAGGGUCGUGUACCCAGCCCUCUCCCGGCAGAGGAGAGAGAGACCCCCACCCAUGGACCACUCUCGUGGACAAUCCCACUGGUGCAAACUCACGUCACUGCAAGUGCCACUCUCACCGCUGUGUCCCGGGCCGGGUGAGAUCUCCCACGCACGACUGGGCUUUGCAGGGGAGGCAGAUGAAGUAUUUGUAUAAAAAGAAAAAAAAAGUUUACCAAUGGGGAGGGGGGGAACAAUAUUUAUUUGAUGUAAAUAGUAAAUGCUAGACUUGAAUAUUAUAUUAAAAUGCUGUUUCUACUCUA
This is a messenger RNA of Ochotona curzoniae (black-lipped pika), 3447 nucleotides long. RefSeq names its product ral guanine nucleotide dissociation stimulator (gene RALGDS). Bases 95 to 2782 code for a protein of 895 amino acids. The record is from RefSeq and is a predicted model, not a curated record. Gene Ontology annotation, molecular function: guanyl-nucleotide exchange factor activity. The transcript has 20 exons. Lineage: Eukaryota; Metazoa; Chordata; Mammalia; Lagomorpha; Ochotonidae. Gene Ontology annotation, cellular component: plasma membrane. Gene Ontology annotation, biological process: positive regulation of GTPase activity; Ras protein signal transduction.